This is a messenger RNA of Parnassius apollo (apollo), 294 nucleotides long. Lineage: Eukaryota; Metazoa; Arthropoda; Insecta; Lepidoptera; Papilionidae. The record is from the annotation of a GenBank genome assembly.
AUGAUAUCGCUGAUAACAACCGACGAGGAAAGCAACAUAGAUGAUGAUGAAGACGAGUACGACGAUAAUUUUGGAUAUAACAGUUCCAAAUUGAUCCGCGGCGGCACGCUGGUAGUAUGCCCCGCGUCGCUGAUGCAGCAGUGGGCAGGAAAGGUAGCGCAGCACUGCCGGUCACACGCCGUGUCCGUGUUCCAGCACCACGGCGCCGCCAGGGCGCAGCAGCCACAGCCUCGCCACCUACGACCUCGUGCUCACCACCUACAACAUCCUGCUGCGCGAGACCGAGUAGGGUGA